Molecule: messenger RNA, 5952 nt
Organism: Candidula unifasciata
Lineage: Eukaryota; Metazoa; Mollusca; Gastropoda; Stylommatophora; Geomitridae
Source: the annotation of a GenBank genome assembly
AUGGCGGUCAAUUUAGCUGCCAGUGUGUGGGCUCCAUUUCGUGAGCUCAAUGACACUGUGGAGGCAGCUGUUACCAGAAGACAACCAGGCAUUGUCCAUGAUCUGGAAAUUGCUUUGCGCAAGCACAAGCCAGAUUUUAUUUCAUUAUUAAAAAAACCUGCUAAAAAUGCAGCACACAGAGAGCUGGUCAAGAAAUCAACUGUUGAAGGUAUCUCAGUGCAGGGAGAGCAGACCAAGCAGGUGUUUACACAGCAAUUUGUGGCCGAAGCCUUGAUUUUGAGUGACCUGUUUGACCUCAACGAACUUGCUGCUGUUGAGCUGUUGAUGGCAGGUGAGCAGCAGUUGUCCAACUAUCCUGGACUGACAAGAGGACUUGUGGCAGUGCUGCUGUUUUAUGAUGGUCAGCGGAGUCUCGUGUCUGCCCUGAGAACCCUGGCCCAAGCUCGAGAAGGCAGGACAUGGACCGUGGGUGUUUCACAGGACAUUCAGGUCCUUAUCAAAAACUUCAUAGGGGAGCUUUUGGAUUCAGGCAUUGUGGGCACUGUUUUAGACUUGAUUGCUUCUAUGGAUCUGGUUAAGGAGGUGGACAGGCUUCAGAAGGACAGAGCCCUAGGUCCAGCCAAGCACAGAAAACAGGUGACUGAUAUUUAUGUGGAGAUCCGACAGACUCUGGGAGACAUCGUGUAUUGCCUGGCGUGUCAGAGACCACUCAACAAACAGGAUACACUUCGUUUGGUAGCUCACCUGCGCCAGGACAACUCCAUGAAUGCUGACCAAACCCUAGACUCUGUGACCCUGUGUCUGCUAGUUGCCUUAUGGUACUGCUUCGAUGUGAGUCUGCUGCAGAGAGAGGACUCUGAAGAUGUCCUGUCGCAGUUACCCGUGUUCAGUGACCAAGGCUUUAUCCAGGAGUUACAUCAGGAGCUGGUCUCUGGUCAAGCUUGGGCUAAUCCUGGACUCAAGGCAGCGGCACAAUUCAGCUGGGCAGUCAUGCUUCGACAGACAUCACAGUUCAGUGUGGCCAAUGGAGGUCAAAAUGGUGGAAGUGAUUGCUUUGAGGAAGAUGAAAGACUGAUAGACUUGGCCCUGGAGGCAAACAUUUUCAGCUUCCUGAGCAUCUCAGUUGUGUCUUGUCCCAACUUUCACUCAGAGGAAUUUUAUUUCCAGAGGCUGCAUGGAUUAGUGUCGGACUUUAUUUACCAAAUGCCAUUGAAGAUUAAAGAGCUACGCAACCGAGGGGAUGAAAUGAGCCGCAUCAUUCUGGCUCAUCAGGCUGAAGGACUAGAACCUCCGGUGCAAAGAGGAGACUUACAUGAGUUCAUGACUUUGAUUGGAGACUUGUACAUGAAAGAUCCACUUAACCUGCAGCUAGCCUUGGAGUACUGGUGUCCGCCAGAGCCAUCUUCUGGGAUCACAGAUCUCAGCACUGUCUACAGGCCAGACCCCAAGCAGAUUGCCUUGUUCAAAUUUGUGCGAGUCGCUGGGGAUCUCCUGCCAGCGCCACUGUUCUUGCCAUAUGUUCACAUGCUGACAGGGCUGGCCACUGGGCCUCAGUGCAGCCAUCACUGUUUCAGCUUACUGCGGACUAAUGGUGGCCAGACCAGCCCAGUAUCCUGGGACCAUGUCUUCCACUCCUUACAUCAGUAUUACAGCAGCCUCCGCCAGGAAGCCUACAGCACCUCAGACAGUAUGAGCAUUCCCUAUCGCACCACACCACCUCGGGUCAUGACCCCACAGGAGCAGGAGGCCGUUUGUGCUGUUCUCCGACUGAUCAGGCACAUUGCACAACAGAAUGAAACUUGUCGCUCAUUAUUUUGUGAGAACCAGCAGUGGUCAGUGGUGGUUGUGCUGUUUGGCUUAAUCAGCUGUAAUGUCACGGUCAACAUGAAAGGAGAUAUUCUGUGUACUUUAGCAGCCUUUGCCCAGACACCUUUGUUUGCAGCCACCAUUUGGCAGACAUUAGAAGCUUCUCAGAUUCUUCCAACCAUUGCAUCCUCCCGAGACCAGCCUGGAGGAAUUAAAGUGGAACUUGAGGAAAUUGAGAGCCGCAACGAGGAGUUUCCGUUGACUAGAGGUUUUCUGGAACUUAUUGGAUCUUUGACCCAGUUCCCCGUGCCGAUGGGUCUGGGAGCUGGAACUAGAUCUCCAGGGUUUGAUCCCUACUUGGACUUCAUUCUCAACUCUGUACUACUUAAGUUUAACACACGAGCAUACAAGAUGGCAGAGGAAAAGUGGCAAGUCGUGUCUGGAUGUCUGGAGAUUCUGGUGAAACUAUUGUCAGACUACGAACUGCGUAAUGAAGACCUGCUCUUUGAUGCAGUGGAUAUGCCUAGCCUGGGAGGUCAGCCAAUGAGCAAACAGCCUGGCUUCACUAUACUGUGUCUCAUGCUGAGUGAUUCACAGCUCUUUAGAAUUGUUCAGCUGAUUCUGGAGGAAGGGGUUGGCCUGUUUGAACUGUUUACACCAUUCCCAGGUCGAGAACAUCUAGAGAAAGCCUCCCUGCUGUGUGUGCAGCUGAUUGUGGAGACAUUUGAUCGGCAGAGCCUUUUGGAACGACGAAUCAGAGAGUCAGCUUCGCCUAUUCUUGUGUCCAGCCUAGAGAGGCUUCUUCUGGCUAUCAAUCCCCGGACAAGAAAAGCCGAUUAUUUGGUGAACAUUACAAAGUUUGUGAUUUUCAACACAUUUCUGCCAAAGCACACCCUGGCAGCUUUGAAGAUCCUAUGUUAUGUUUGUGAGGAGACACCAUCACAGUCUGAUAUUGUGAACCUGUUCACUGCAGAAAAGCAAGUCAGUACAGAGCUGUUGCAAGGCUUUGUGGAGUGUCUGGAUUCAAACUCACCAGAAACUAGACAGGAGAAGGCUUCAAUUCUUGCCACAGUGGAAGAUACAGAUGAGAUGACAGACUCCGUUCUCCAGAACGCCAUCUGUGAGAGGAUCAUCGAGCUGAUGCUUGUAUCACUGGACCAGGCAGCUCCUAACAUGGCACACUGGCUCCUGGGGUACAACCUACAGAAGCCUGUUAUACGCACAGUUCUGCAAGACCCUGGUGUACUAGACUCUUCAAAGACCUGCCUGCAUUCCAUUCUGACAUUGCUAGAAAAGGGGCUGGGAUCCAGGGAGGGACCCUCUUGCCUACACAACCAGCCGAAGUUAGCAGAGAUGGGCUUCCAUUUGAUCUAUGCUCUGUGUGCCAACAAGGACACAUCCCCGCCGACACUGCGCUACCUGCGGACCACUCACGACUUCCUCUACCAACAGCUGCAGCACUUGCCUUUGGACAGUAGAAAAUAUGGUAAUGAUGUGUCCGACCACCAGGCGUGGAUUCUGAAAACUGUGGCUAUUGAACUCCGCAUGACAUCCCUGAACAAGCAGAGGUCCCACACCCAGAGAUUGGUUCGGCUGUUGCUAGGAGAUGAUGACCAGGACUUCUACAGUGCCACUCAGGCAGGGGAGGACAGUGAGAUGAGCGUUGUGGAGCGGGAUUCAGUUAUAUCCUUGUCACGUAGUCAGAUGACAUUGACAUCAGGUAAGCACGUGAGGCAUCGUUUAUUGGGUAUACUGGACACAGUCUCCUUCGAACAAACUUUCCCCGGUCCGAUUCAGUUUACUUUCUUUGACAAGUCUAAAAUUGAAAGCCUGGUGAGAAGCCUAGAGCUCAAGACCAGGGAGGGUGUGGUUUAUUGUGAUGUACAUGCUUUGAGGCGGGAGCUUCUCACGGAACUGGCCAAUCAGCAAGGCCCGAUGGUGGCAGGGCAAAGACCACACAUUUUAGAGCAUGAAGAUGGUCAUGAUCUUCUGAGUGGGGAGAGGAGGCAGGCGGUUCUGUUUGAGUUGUUACAGGAGUUGUUACUGAAGGUUUCUGGAGAGGACGUAAACCUGGAAGCCACCACGGCCGUGUCUGAUGUUCUCCUGACUCUGAUGACCAACCUGCGGCACUGCUUUCUGCUGUCAGCCUCGUCCCUCAUGCCCUGCCCCACAGACACUUCCUCUCAUCCUUUCUGGGUUGUGAAAAGGAGCAGCCCCCUCACCUCAUUCUCCACGUCCAUGCAGAUUGUGCUGAGGGGCCUCAUUGAUUACAUCUUGAAGUCGAGUGGUGGGAUCCAGAGAGUCCGGGUCAAUCUCUAUGGGGCCUUGCUGUAUUGUCUGCAGAUCGCACAAAAGUCGGACAAGAGUGAUGAGCCUUUGACAGUGUCCAGCAACUCAGGUAUGGAGAGGCUGUUGUCUAGUGACAGCUCCGAGUUUGAUCGUCUGGCAGCAGAAAACAUGGAGACCAUCAGCUCCUAUGGGGACUGUUUGAUGGAGGCCCUGGCUCGGGAUGCUUGUGAUGGCCACCAGAUUGGGCGGAUGCUGGCUCUGUCGGUGGUGGAUGCUAUUGUGUCUAUGGAUCGCCAGCACACUUGGCUGAACUUUCUGAAUGGCCGCGGUUACCUCCAGCACCUGGUAGACUCUGUGGUGACAGAAGAUGAUGGGCAGCUGUUGGGCACUCUCUCCCCCCAGCCUGGCAGUCUUAGGGCCCUAUAUAUAUUCCUCUCAAAGAUGUCAUUGCUGACUCGGAUUGCCCAGAGUGCUGAUGGAGCCAGAGUCUUGCUGCAUGGCGGGGCUUUGUUGAAGCUGGCUUCUUGCACUGUGCUCAGCUUGAGGCCAGAAGUUGAUGACUACUCACGCAUGUCCGAUGAUGACGAUGACCUUCUGCCCAGCCCAUUGUCCAGAUAUCGCCUCCUUCUGUUUUCUGUUUUGCGGUUCUGUCUGGCCAUGCUCACUUCCCUCGGAGGUGACAACCAGGAGGCUGCCACACAGGUGAUGCUGCUAGUCGUCUCCUAUGGGGAUGUGUUCACCUCAAUCCUGAGAGGCCGCAAGGCAAUGCUGAACCCAUCUUAUCUGAGGGAGCUAAGUUUAACGACAGCAGUGAUUGCUAGGGCAAACUACCACUCUGAAUUGGGAGGGGAUCUGCUUGAACAAGAUACAGCUAGCAUGGAGUUCAGAUCUCAGCGUAUGCGUCUUCAGGAUCAGAUGCUGGCACUGCUGCCCCACUAUUCCAACCCAGAGGCUGUCCUGAAACAGCUGAAGACCCGGCUGGCCUCGCCAACAAGCGGUAGCUACCAGACAGACAGCGACAGCGGGGCUGAGCUCUUGCAGCUGCACCAGGAGAUUGCUGCCAAUCUGACCGCCUACUGCCGCAGUCUCAUCACAAAUCUAGGCAGCAGCAGUUUAAACCAGUGCCUUCUGUUUGGACCCAGCCUGGAUGAGGUUUUCUUGUAUGACAGGGCUAGAGCUGACGAACUGUCAGUGACCAUCAACAUGGGACGUAGGUUGGGUCUUGGAGUAGUGCUGGUUCUUCUGGAGCAGUGUGCCCGUCAGUUCAGCCAGGUGUUGGACUCACAUCAACGACACAUGCAGAAGCUGUCCACCUUGUCAGAGCUCACGGCUGAGGACCUCAAGCAGCUGUGUGCAGACACUUCUGUCGAGAAACUGUCAUCCCAACAGAGGCAGGAAGUUGCCAGGAGUCAUCUGCUUCACAUCCUGGCCCAGAAGUCGCAGCAGCUCCAGCAUUAUGUGUACAUUGUGGAAAACUGCCUGUAUAUUACCUGGCGGCACCUCGAUUUUUACCUGGUUCACUGCAUUCCUGCCGACCAGACCACCAUGACCACACCCACAUUGAUGAGACACCGGACUGGACUUAGAAAACUGACAGGAACAGGUGAAUCUUUUGGAGAGCUGAGUACUUUAGGUAGCCCUGCAGUGUCUGCUGGACUCAGCCAGGUGGCCUUAGGUGUCUCCCGCAGCGACAUUGACCAUCUACGCUCGAUUGCCCCUUCAGUGCUCAACGAAGCAUUCUUCAAGAAAGUGCAAUAUGUGGACCAGUCUUAUGGAAAGCAGAGAACCCAUUACAGUUUUACAGAAGCUAUCAUCAGAAGGAUCAAGAGGGUGCUGAAACUUCACACUGGAAUCUAA